AUGAUUGAAAAUGACCUUUUAAAUGAUAUUGAGAAUGGAAAAGCCAAUGUGCUAAUCAUAUUUGAUAGCUUUGAUGAAAUACAGCAGACAUUUCAUGAUCAGAAGAUUGAACAAAUUAUUGAUAGAAUAUUAGAAAAAUCUUAUCUGAAAGAAGCCAAGGUUAUUGUUACUUGUCGAUCUUCUGCAGAUGAAUGUGAGCUAUCAGACUGGGCAGACUGUACAAUGAAAGUGCAAGGAUUUAGUGAAAAAUCCAUUUCUGAAUAUUUCAAGACUACACUUGAAGGGCAAUCAGUGCUUGAGGAAAUUAUGGAAAUCUACAAGAAAAACAUCAAUGUCUUCAGUCUCUGUCAUGUCCCACAGUAUGCAUUCGUAGUUGUAUGCUGCAUGUUCAAUAAAGACUGCAUAGGAUUACAACAGAAAAUCUCCUCCAUGAUGCCUCCAAGCACUGUGACCAAGCUCUAUGUGCACAUAUUCCGCUACUGUGUUGUCAACAAAGGGUGUGUGCAGGUUUUGGAGGCCAUCAAUUCUGAGUUCUGUCUGAAGGAUGAGGACAUUGAUCCAUACCAGAGCCAUGCAGUGAUCUAUGUAGUGAAUGAAGCAUUCAAAGAAAAGUAUUCAGAUUUAGAAAUUACUGACUUUGGUCUCCUCAACCUUGGCUACAAACUGCUUUUUGAAUGUACAGAAAGUUCCAGAGCAUUUGGGAAGAAGAAAUCAAUUUGCAUUCAUUGUCUAUCGAAAUAUAAAGAUCUAAAUGAAUUUUUGAAAAUCAUGAAUUUUCGACUCUUUGUAUCUUUACACUGGCAUAGUGAGACUUUGAGAACACUGGGGCACUUGAUCAAACACUCGAAAAGAAGGUUCAUAUCAUACUGGAUUCAGCAUUUGGUCAUGACUCACACAAAACAUUCAUCCUUAUCAUGUCAGAAAGCUUGGAAAAGUUGGCUUCCAUACGUUUUUCUACAGGAUUUGAUGAAAAAAACGUGCAUAAUCAUGAUGGAGGUGUGUCAAAAGUAUGAUGAAAUUACAGGAGACAACAGUCUGUAUAAGGUCAUUGCACUCUUUGAACCCUUUCCAAUAAACAUGGAUUUUAAAGAUAGUUCAUGGAUUAAUCAAGUGGACUUCAGUUUCCUAUGGAAAUAUCUUAAUGUGGACACUUGUCCAUCUCUAGAUCGAUUCAUCAUUGGCACUCUCCUCAACAGUUCAAAGGAUGGCCUUGGCUGUUACAAGUACAUCUGCCAAUAUGUACAGCAGAGCAGAAAUGUGACACUAUCAGAUAAACAAGUCUUUGUAUCCUGUAGAUGGAAUAAGGAGAUACUGAAGAAAAUGAUUAACUUAGCACAGUGCUUUUUAGCUAAGGCUGACAUAAUACUCGACUCCAUAUUUAACAAAGUGCAUGAUUUUAUCUGCUGUGUAUCAUGCUGCUUAGAUAAGAUAUCCUCCAUACGUUUUCCAGAUGGCUGGAAUGAUACUACAUUUCAAAAGCUGUGUAUGUUAUUAUACACAUAUGAAGAACUGAAAGACGACAACAGCCUUCCACAAUUCAUCUCUUUAUUUGCACCCUUUUCAAACAAUGUGCCCUUGGCAGAGUUAGACAAGACUGAUGUAAUUGAUUUCAGUUUUUAAGGCGAUAUCUCCAGGAAGAGGUCAUAGCUCCAGAGUACAAAGAGGUUUUACAAAGUCUUCAUCAAUUCAUAAUCAGCACUCUUCAGGAGGCAGCAAGAAAGAACAAGAAAAAUCACAUUAACGUUUGGAAGUACAUUCUGGACUGUGGAAGCCAGAAAGAUUUCAAUGAAUUGCUCAGAAAAAUGAAGUUCACAUAUAUCUAAACUGGACAAUGGAAUCGCUGAACAGAAUGAGCAGCUUUAUAAAACAGUCUUCAAGAAAACCUGAUAUGAUACUGAACUAUGAUAACUGGUACUCAGAUGAAACAUUUGUCCACUUCUUGUUAAACUGCCUGGAUUGGAUAUUUUCAAUACGUUUUCUUGAUGGUUUCAAUGAAGACACAUUUUGGGUGUUGUGUUAUUUAUUUAAGCAAUAUGAAGAAAUAAAAGGAGACGGCAGCCUUCCACACCUCAUUUCUUUAUUUGCACCCUUUCCAAACAAGGUGCCCUUGACAAAUGAGAGGAUUAAUGAAAUUGACUUCAGUAUCUUCAGUUUUCUUCAGCAAUAUCGUCAGGAGAAAGUCACACUUCCACUGCACAAGGAGGCUUUACAAAAUUUCAGCAAUUCAUAUUCAGUAGUAUAUGGGAGGCAGGAAGAAAGGACUGGAUAAGCUACACUUGGCAUUAUAGAUGUAUAGUGGACUGUAGAAACCAGGAGGACUUCAUUGAAUCUUUGAGGCUCAGUAAAAUGAAUUCCACGUAGACCCAAUCUGGACAGAGGAGACACUAAACAGAAUGAGCGGCUUUAUAAAAAGUUUCUCAAAUAAAGUUAACAUCAUACUGGACUACAAUGACAUAAUUGAAAGUUUUGUUCAGUUCUUGUCAGACUGUCUGGACUGGAUAUUUUCAAUACGUUUUCUAGAUGGUUUCAAUGAAGAAACAUUUUGGGCCACAUGUUGUUUAUUUAAGCAGUAUGAAGAAAUGAAAGGAGACAACAACCUUCUACACCUUAUCUCUUCAUUUGCAUCUUUUCCAAACAUGGUGCCUUGACAAACAUCAAGAGGAUUUAUGAAAGUGACUUCAGUUUUCUUACGAUAUC
This is a messenger RNA of Polypterus senegalus (gray bichir), 2697 nucleotides long. RefSeq lists its product as uncharacterized. Lineage: Eukaryota; Metazoa; Chordata; Cladistia; Polypteriformes; Polypteridae. The transcript has 10 exons. Bases 1 to 1620 code for a protein of 539 amino acids. The record is from RefSeq and is a predicted model, not a curated record.